This is a messenger RNA of Echinostoma caproni, 285 nucleotides long. The record is from the annotation of a GenBank genome assembly. Lineage: Eukaryota; Metazoa; Platyhelminthes; Trematoda; Plagiorchiida; Echinostomatidae.
AUGACUGCAGCUAUCACGUCCGACGCUGACACACGUCGGGCACUGAACGCCGCUAUCAAAGGAACUCCCGUUACUGCAGAGGACAUCAAGUAUGCCUCAGCUAAUGACCCCAAUGUUCAAUCCGCUAUAUCAUGGACUAUACAUGGCUGGCCACCCACAGUGACCUCCGACGAGCUGAAACAGUUGUAUAUGCGACGUGCAUCCCUAUCUGUGGUUGACUCAUGCCUCAUGUUCGCCAAUCGUGUUGUCAUUCCAUCGUCAUUACGUUCACGAGUACUCCGCUAA